Plectropomus leopardus (leopard coralgrouper) is the source of this 2001-nucleotide messenger RNA. The record is from RefSeq and is a predicted model, not a curated record. NCBI's taxonomy places the organism in Eukaryota, Metazoa, Chordata, Actinopteri, Perciformes, Serranidae.
AUGGUGCAGUUGAACCCAGUGCCAGUAGAGGAAGACAUCACUGAGGUCCCAGUUGAUAUCAGUGUCAAACUGAACCUCAACUUUCCUGAUAACCGCGUCCUGAAGAAAGAUCUUUCUGAAUGUCUGAAUGACACAGACUACGAUAAGCUGAUGGACACUAUUCAGAACGGCCUUCCACAACCAAAUAAAUCUUAUGAUGUUGUCAUUGUUGGGGCUGGUAUGGCUGGACUGUCAGCUGCCAUGCUGCUGCAAGACGCGGGACACAAGGUAACCAUAUUAGAGGCAAGUGAUCGUGUUGGCGGACGUAUAGAGACCUAUAGAAAUCACGAGGAGGGCUGGUAUGCUGAACUUGGAGCCAUGAGGAUUCCAAGUUUUCACCACAUCGUCCUUUGGAUCGCUGACAAGCUGGGGGUCAAGCUCAAUGACUUUGUCAUGGAUGACCCCAACACCUUUUACUUUGUUAAUGGAGUGCUGGAGAACACAAGCACAGUGCAAAGUAACCCUGACAUCCUCAAUUACGAUGUCUUGCCAACUGAGAAAGGGAAGUCAGCUGACGAACUGCUACAGGAAGCUUUGAAAGCGGUGAAAGUGGACGUGAUGAUGAAAGGCUGCCUGGCGCUGAGAAAAUACGACCAUUAUUCUGUGCAGGAUUAUUUGAUAGAAGAAGGACAUCUGAGUCCAGGAGCAGUGAGGAUGAUCGGAGACCUGCUCAAUGAACAGAGCCUCAUGUUCACAGCGCUGACUGAAAUGAUCUAUGACCAGAGUGACAUCAAUGACGACAUAAAGUACUCCGAAGUGACUGGUGGGUCAGACCUGCUCCCCAAAGCUUUUCUUAACGUCCUCAAUGAAACCAAAAUUCUCCGCAACUCCAAGGUCAAACGCAUCAGUCAGUCAGAUAACGGUGUAAUUGUAUCGUACCAGACAGGCCAACAAUCUUCUUUAACUGACCUUUCCGCCAACUACGUCCUGGUAACGACCACAGCAAAAGCAGCGCUUUACAUGGACUUUGAUCCACCUCUGUCAAUCCCGAAGAUGCAGGCACUGAGGUCAGUCCACUACGACAGCUCCACUAAAAUCCUCCUCACCUUCAGUGAGAAGUUUUGGGAGAGGGACGGCAUCCGAGGAGGAAAGAGCAUCACCGACCGGUCGUCUCGUUUCAUCUACUACCCCAGCCACAGUUUCCCAAACAAUUCAAACAUCGGCGUCCUGCUGGCUUCCUACACCUGGUCCGAUGACUCCCUCCUCUUUUUAGGAGCGAGCGAUGAAGAGCUGAAAGAGCUGGCUCUGAGGGAUUUGGCGAAGAUCCACGGCGAGUACGUAAAGUCUCUCUGCACAGGCGUGGUGGUGAAGAAGUGGAGCACAGAUCCUCACAGCUUCGGUGCCUUCGCUCUCUUCACCCCCUACCAACAUUUAGAGUAUACUAGGGAGCUCUUCAGAAGUGAAGGCAGGGUGUAUUUUGCUGGUGAACACACAGCCUUCCCUCACGCCUGGAUCGAGACGUCUAUGAAAUCUGCAAUCAGAGCUGCUACUGCUAUUAACAAGGGGUGGACACAACUUUUAGAGGACACACCAUCCAUGAUCUCCAACAGCAGUGUGAAAUGUGGACUCACCCAUGUAGGUGACGGGGUGAACAACAGCCAGGUAUCGCUCUACGCAGGUGAGGAUGUGAAAGCACAUCUGUCCGGGGAAAACCAAAGAAGACGCAAAAACACCCACUCUCAUCACCUGGAAGUGACCAUAGUAAAAGCUGCAAUAGGUGACUACACACCCAAACACGAAAAUCAGCUCAAUAGCAGCCAUGUGGAGGGUGAACAUGUCCGAGUGGAUGGUUGUUGCAAAGGACCCCUGUUGCCGCCAUCUUUGGUGACCCAGGUAGAGGACAAGGAUGGAGAGAGGGAGGAGAAGGAGGAUCCUAGUGGCGUUGAAGGCGGUGGUGAGAUGAAAUCCAGCCGUGGAGCCGUCGCAGAAGAAAUGCAAAGAGGAGGACGAGGAGUUGGCUGA